ACACACACACACACACGUUCUUUUGAAUUUCCUAUUGCUCAAAGAAUUCCUCAGUUGUUAAUGAUUUGUUUCUUAUUCAACAGCUGUGGUUACACUCCUUAAUGAUAGCGUACCCAAGGGACGAUCUUUAUUUGUUCCCAUUACUGGAAAUGAAAACUGUAAGAAGCCCUCAUUCAAGAGCAUCUACUACACCACUCUGCAGUUAUUCAAGUUUACGAUAGGCAUGGGAGAUCUGGAGUUCACCGAUCAGUUUCAGUAUAUAGAGGUCUUCUAUGUGCUGCUAAUAUUGUAUAUAGUGAUGACUUACAUUUUGAUGCUGAACAUGGUGAUCGCUCUGAUGAAUCAAAGAGUGGAGGAGAUGUCUGUAGAGAGCACCAGCAUCUGGAAACUACAGCGUGCAAUCACCACCUUGGACAUGGAGUGGAUUCUUCCCCGCUGUCUGAAGACAAAGCUGCGCUCCGGGGAAGAGAAGGAUCUAGGCGGGGAGCAGGAGCCUGAUCGACGCUGGUGCUUCAGUGUGGAGGAAGUCAACUGGAACCUGUGGAACAGAAACCUUGGUGUAGUUACCGAGGAUCCUGGGAAAUGUAUACCUGUACCAUCCCCAACUAAACUUCAGAGAGAGUCGAGCCGGCGUGGACUCCUGCAAACGUUCAGUAAACGGUGGACGCCGAGACCAAAACGCAAAGAUGUACAGGAGCUGAGUCCUCUAGCAGAGGCCUCUAGCUCCGUAUAAUAAUGCCUUUAUAAUCUGUUAUCUUUUGCAAUGUCAGUCC
Molecule: messenger RNA, 773 nt
Organism: Carassius gibelio (silver crucian carp)
Lineage: Eukaryota; Metazoa; Chordata; Actinopteri; Cypriniformes; Cyprinidae
Product: transient receptor potential cation channel subfamily V member 1-like
Exons: 4
Coding region: 224-733 (169 amino acids)
Biological process (GO): calcium ion import across plasma membrane
Cellular component (GO): membrane
Molecular function (GO): calcium channel activity
Source: RefSeq, a predicted model, not a curated record